CAGACCCGUCAGCUCGUGCUGUCUCGUUCGGUGUCUCUCUUCUGCUCUGUUGUCUCUUCCUGCUCAACCAACUCCUCCUCUAUCGCCGCCUCAUCUGCUCCCUCUCCCUCUCCCUCUCCCUCCCCUUUUAUCUCAUCUGACCCACUGCCACUAUCACGCCCCUCCUCAGCACUCAGGUCCAUUAGCUCUAUUUCGGGAAAGUACACCGAGCCCGUCUUCCCUCCCCCCUCGCCAUCUCGCCUCCCAAACAUGUGCUGCAGAUCAUGCUCAGCCUCACCACCUGAGUGAAGCAGAUCCACCGUCCUGGUCUGGAAACCUUCCUCCGCACUGUAGGUGUGCACAAACACUUCGCCAGUCCGCAGUGGGGAAGCAGAGGAGGCGCCUUGCGGCUGCUGCUCGGGGUGUGGGACCUGGUGCAGGUGUGCCGCCUUUCUGGGUUGCCGUCCAUCUAGGUUCCAUGUGAGGAAUCGAUGAAUGUCGCGCCAUGGGUUGUCGUCGGGGGUCAUGUCGGGGCUGUCCGGAGGGGGUGCGUCACGCUGGGCUGCACACAUAACAUACACACACACAUAGAUAGACGGAUGGAUGGAUGCGUCAGGGUAUAUGAGAUGGAUGGUCGAUAAGCUUGUCUGGUCUAUUCUGUGCUGUUUGUUGUGGACUCACACACCGAUAGCUUCGUAUGCUGCCUGCAGGACGGUCAGACGGUCGUAUCUCAGCCCCUGUGGACAGACACACAUGAGGGAGUGCAGUGCACGUGACUGACGUGCACGUCGACCGCCGCGUGUGUGGUGAAGUGGCCUACUCGCAUGAAGGCCUUGCGGUUCUUGAGGAUGAGCCCCUCACACUGAAUGUCAUGUGAAUGACAGGACUCGGUCCACGCACAAACAAGAUGGGAGCUGAGUGCCAGGCCCGUGUUGGAAGGCUGCGUCGGUCCGUUACCUUUGAGAAGACCUCCGUGUCAUAGAUGUCCAGCUGCACAGACAACACACACACACAACAUGCAAUCCACACCACCACACCCACCCAUCCACCAUUCAGCCACCCCCACCACCCCCUCAUGUCUGCCCUCACUCACCUUGCGCAGCGCUCCAAUCGUCAUGACAAUCGCGUCCCUGCCAGACAUUCAUACAGCAAUCGUCGCACCCGCGAUGGCUGGGCCCUCCAGCCAUGACCCUCUCACCCUCUCAAGCUUUCACCGACCUGUCGAAUCUGAUCUUCCUGGGCAGGUCGCUGACUACGUCUUGCGCCAGCUGUGCGGCACCCGCAGUCCAGGAUGAGCGCGGCAGACGGGCCAGCAGGGACAGUAGGAGGGCGAAAUCGUAGAAAGUGAUGUCGUCAGCUCGCUGCCUGUGUCUGCGGGAGGAGAGAGCCGGUAUGAGGUGGUGGUGCAGGAAUUUAGCGUCGAAGUGAUUCAGCAUCAUUAACCCGCGCAGGAUCUGACACACGUUCACACAUUUGUAAACACGCACAGACCAACGCCGUGUGCGUUACUUACAGCCGUCCGUCCGUCCGUCUCACCUACCUGGAGGUAUGAUUUGAAGCUGAGCGGUCCCAUGAUGCUCCUGAAGCCCCGGAUGAUGCCGUCGAUCAGCUGCCGGUCGUCACGCACCUCACCCCGACGGCUGCAUGCACUGCACACACACCCACCCAGACACAGACAGACAGACAGACAGACACCCACCCUCGUGCAUGGCAUGGCAGACAGCAUAUAUGUAAUUGGCGCCAGUGUGCGCACCGCACUUACAGCUGUUUAUGGAUCUGUGCGAGCCCCACGAAGAAGUUCUUGAGCUCCACAGCGCCGAACUGCCGCAGCCGCCCCUGCACAUGCCGCGUGAGGGCAUCGAAGAAACUUCUCUCGUACAGGCUCAACCUGAUGGACCAGCCACGUAGACAGACGCACAUAGCAUAGCGCCCGUCCAUAACAUCCAGCCAUUUCUGCACGUCCAUUGACUGACGCGGUGUGUCUCUCUGUUUUCAUUGGUGGGUGGUUCCCCACCCGGCGAAUGCGGUGCAUACGUUGGCCAGCUUCGGUGGUGUCAGGUCCCGGAAAUACGGAGGCAGCGCAUCUGAAGCACACGACAGACAGACAGCACACCACACACAACAUCACAUCAUCGCUCCACUUGGUGGGUCCCUUGGCCGCCCGCCCGCCCGUUCAUCGCUCACGUGCCACAAAGUAGAAGAGGUCGUGGUUGACCACAUGCCUGCAUAGCAUAGCAUUCACAUGGAGAGAGAGAGAAAGAGCGACUUUUGCCCACUUGUCCGUCCCACAAUAUGGACCCCCAUCAUUUCAUUCAUGGACCCAGACAGGCCUGAGAUGCUUACGUCUUUGCGAAUGCGUGUGCGAUGUCGGCGAGGUCUUUUGGUCGGAAGUCCGUUCGCCUCUCGUAGAUCUUCGGCACCAGACGAUGAAACAAACGACUGACGCACACACACACACACACACACACACAGAGAGAGAGAGAGAGAGAGAGGCGGCACACAGACAGUGAUAUGCCCGCUUGUCCGUCCCAUCCACCGUGGGUGCUGCAAUGCAAUGCGGUGGAGACCACCACGACCGUCCGCAUUUACCUGUCUGCGAACUGGAAUAUGCCGGCCGAGUAGAUGAUGCGUGUGAGGUCCAUGGCAGACAGCUCCAGGUGAGGAUCCUCGUCAAGCUGCAGACAGACCGCCACACGCACCCCCACCGCGGCUCACAUAGUGUGUGCAUCCUUCGUAUACCAUUACCAGAGCCAUCAGUCGGUUGGCGAGCUUCGUGAAGAGGUUGAAGUCGAGCAGACGCCGAUAGGAAUACGCUCUCAACAGCAGUGCAACGUCGGGCGCAUCGAACUGGUCAGCUGUCCGCAGCGCUCGAGCAGAUAUCGCCUCCCACACCUCCUUGUCAAAGUUGCCUGCACUCACCCGUGCACGCACACACACACACACACGCACACCAGCAGUUCAAGGACGCCCUCGCCUCAUCAGUCAAAUCAUCCACCAGGGGUGCCCACCGCGUUUGACGGCCAAUUUCGCCACUCUUGCCAGUUCCUUGGGCGGCAAUUCAUGGAUCCUGCCGCACGACUGAGCCAUGAGCAUGUCUGCUGUGGGCUGCCUGACCAGCGGCUCGUGCUGCACAGGCGGGGGGAUGGGGUUGAGCAGAGGCCCGCGGCGCCGUAUGAAGGGCUGUGAUGCUGCUGCAGGCUGUGCAGCCAGAGAGGAGACGCUGCGCAAGGGGUGGAUCACAGAUCGGCGAAUGAGUGGCGCUUGUGGAAUUGGCAACGACAUGGGCAUGACCAGGGCACCCUCUUCAUGCGCAGAUGCAGGCUGCUUUCAUCAGAUC
This is a messenger RNA of Vitrella brassicaformis, 3316 nucleotides long. Lineage: Eukaryota; Vitrellaceae. The record is from the annotation of a GenBank genome assembly.